AUGUUUUUACAAGAGAAGGUUUGGACGUCGACAACUGGGAUACCAAAGUGGAAUCAAUCGCCUAUUGAUUUAAACUCAAUGUAUACAAUACAUCAUAAUUUCCCAAUUUUAGUUCUACAAGGACACUUAGCUUGCAAAGGACCAGCCAAAAUGAUAAAUACUGGAAACACAGUAAAAAUUGAAUUUAUUGGUAAUCGAGUGGCGACAUUAAAAGGCGGACCGUUAAAUGAUGAAUAUCAAUUUUCGGAUUUGCAGUUUCGUUGGGGUUCGACUAAUGCUUUUGGAGCUGAACAUUCCAUUAAUAGUGUUUGGUUUUCAAUGGAAGCACAAGCAAUACAUUGGAAUAAACGUUAUGGUUCCAUUGAUAAAUGUUAUGAGAAACCAGAUGGAAUUGCCAUCAUUGCAUUUUUAUUUCAAGUAAUCGGUUGUCCUGGAAUGCCGGACAAUCCAAAUUUUUUGCAAAUAACCGACAAUUUAAAUUAUAUUAAAUUAGCUAAUAAAUAUACUAUUCUUCGUCCAGAUUGUUUAAAAUGGAUUGCAGAAGCCAUUUCAAAACCUGGAUAUUAUACUUAUACUGGAUCUCUUACUACUUAUCCCUAUUCAGAGUGUGUAACUUGGAUUGUUAUACCUUGUCCUAUUGUAAUUUCGGCUAGACAGGCUGAUGCAUUUAGAAGACUUUAUAACAACAAAACUGAACUCAUUACUCACAACUUUAGAUCACAGCAAAAAAUUCAUGAUAGAAAAAUUUUUUACGCUAUUGGUUGA
Molecule: messenger RNA, 765 nt
Organism: Ceratosolen solmsi marchali
Lineage: Eukaryota; Metazoa; Arthropoda; Insecta; Hymenoptera; Agaonidae
Product: carbonic anhydrase 2-like
Exons: 7
Coding region: 1-765 (254 amino acids)
Cellular component (GO): cytoplasm
Molecular function (GO): zinc ion binding; carbonate dehydratase activity
Source: RefSeq, a predicted model, not a curated record